This is a messenger RNA of Limulus polyphemus (Atlantic horseshoe crab), 1845 nucleotides long. RefSeq lists its product as uncharacterized. The record is from RefSeq and is a predicted model, not a curated record. The coding region runs from base 103 to 648 and encodes 181 amino acids. Lineage: Eukaryota; Metazoa; Arthropoda; Merostomata; Xiphosura; Limulidae. The transcript is spliced from 3 exons.
AAAGCCGGUAGACAACAACCGCCAGAGUCGUGUUGGGUUCUCAGGUUUAGCUUUGUAGAAUAAAAAUCAACCUACAAUCAACAACCUAAAGUUACCUCAAAGAUGAAAGCGUGGAACAUAUUUUUUAUUUUUUUAGUUUCCCUUGUACUAUCAGUAGAGGUCAGUUCCACCACACGAUACCGUCAUUUUGAAGAUUACCUGUCGAACCUCGAAGUCGAAGAUCAGGAAAACCAGUUGGAACUUGGUAUCCCACAAACAACAACAACUGAUCAGCCCCCAUCUCCUAAAGGUACCAAAAAGGAUAAAGAAGUAAACUGUUGCAUGCUGGGUCAACUAGCAGGAGACAAGGGCUUCCAUUGUUUCGUCAACUUUUAUAUUGCCCGACUUUGGAGGCGAAAUUACAACCGCGCACAUAACCGCAAGAUGGCAUUUCAUGGCAGUGGAAGGAUUCCAAAUUAUGGCCAAAAGACCAUGCGUACUUUUCAACAGUGUGUUGCUGGUUUUGGUGUAAUCUUUCAUAAGUGCUGCCACCUAGCAACGAUUGAAAAGCGUAUCGUUCGUUAUAACUCUAAUCACCUUCGGAGAAAUGUUCAUCUGCACAGAUAUUCUGAAAAUCGUCUUAAUCGAAAAGCAGACUAUACAACAUAAAAAUACGAGAGUUUGGGGUUCCUAAGUAGAAAGAGCAGUUAGUGAAGUAGAAACAGUUGUUUGCAAGAAAUGCUUGAUCAGAAAAUGUGUUUAGGAAAAUCAGUCGCAUAUUUAAACUAAUUAGAAGUUACUUACUAGUUUGUUUUCUAGAAAUGUAGUUUCCUAUUUCGAAAUUGUUUUAUUUUGUUGUAUACACAAUAUUAUAAACCACGUUGUAAGGCAUUAUCACGUGACAAAUUUCACUUAAACGGAAAAUAUUUGCUUAUUUUUUUAGCCAAAGAUUAAAUUUUUUUGUUCAUUAGAUAUAUAACCAGAGAUAUAAUUAGUGUAACAAACUUAAUAACCAGAUAAAUGUUUUAUUAACUUAAAUUAGAUAGAGUUUUACUAUAAGUUAAAAACCAGUUUUCUGUGUUCAGAAAGUUCUGUGGAUUCAGGAGAUCGUGUAGUUUUACUGUAGGUGGUUAAAAAUCAGUUUUCUGGGGGUAUUAUUGAACUUGUUACGAUGAAAUUAAUAAAGCAAAAUUAGCUAAACUUUUGAAACAUAACGAUUCAAAGUUAUCAGUAUAUUCGUUAAUUUUCAUUGUGAAAUAUAGUUUGAAAUUUUCAUUUUUAUCCUACUGCUUACCUUCAUAGAGAGUUUUAGAUUAUAAAAAAACUUUAAUAUGUCUUGUUUUUAUUUCAACCUCUUUGAUCAAUAUUUCUAAACUUGAUCAUGUUACAUGAUUUGUUUCAAACCAAUUAUAUUUGUUAGUAUUUACUGCUUACUCGGGUGUUACGUAAACAAUACAAUUUGAUGGUAGUAAAUAAAGAAGGGGUGUUUACCAUACUCUCAUCAAGGUAAUGCAUAAAUACGUGGGGAACUUGUAUCACACUAAUUAAGGUAGCAGAUAAAGGUGCAGGAAAACUUGUACCAUACUAUUUAAGGUAGCAGAUAAAGGUACAGGAAAACUUGUACCAUACUAUUUAAGGUAGCAGAUAAAGGUGCAGGAAAACUUGUACCACACUUUCCUCGAGGUAAUGGAUAAAUGUACUUUAAGAAAGACAGGGAGUAAAUUAUAUAACGUAAAAAUUAAUGAAAUCAGAAACAAAUAUUUAUGUUUUUAAUAUUUGUAUUUUUAAUGCAUCGUUAGUGCCAAGGAUAAUAACAAUGUGUGUAAAAAGUUCUUAUAAUAAAUACAUCGGCAAGUUUCAUGUCUA